UCAGUUUUGUUUCAUUUAUCUUUUUUUUUGGUUUUGUUUUGUGCGAAAUUGAAAAAAUUUGCAUGUUUAAAAUUUGUGAUUUUUAUUUUAGAACUCUACAAAUUAACCGGAGAAGUUCUUGGCGAAGGCGCGUACGCUUCUGUCCAAGCUUGUACCUCAUUGUAUACUGAUCUGGAAUAUGCUGUCAAAAUCAUCGACAAAAUUCCAGGCCAUGCACGAACAAGGGUGUUUAAGGAAGUGGAGACAUUUCACCAUUGCCAGGGACAUCCUAAUAUUAUUCAGCUCAUUGAAUUUUUCGAAGAUGAUGACAAAUUUUAUCUUGUCUUUGAAAAAAUUAACGGUGGCCAGCUAUUGCGCAGAAUUCAAGAGAAAAAUCAUUUUAGCGAGAGGGAGGCAAGUCAAAUCAUCAAAGAAAUUGCCAGUGCACUCAAUUUCCUUCAUAAAAAAGGAAUUGCUCACAGGGAUCUGAAGCCAGAGAAUAUAUUGUGUGUCCAUCCUGAUAAAUUAACACCAAUAAAGGUGUGUGAUUUUGAUCUUGGUUCUGGAAUAAAAUUCAAUAAUUCACUAUCAAGUCCAGUAGCAACGCCACAAUUGUUGACACCAGUUGGUAGUGCAGAAUUUAUGGCACCAGAAGUAGUUGAAGCUUUUAUCGGCGAGGCAAAUUAUUACGAUAAAAGAUGUGAUCUUUGGAGUUUGGGUGUUAUUAUGUACAUUCUACUGUGUGGCUAUCCUCCGUUUUAUGGAAAUUGCGGCACAGAUUGUGGCUGGGAAAGGGGAGAGAAUUGCCGUGCCUGUCAACAAAUGCUAUUCACAAGCAUUCAAGAAGGGAGAUACGAAUUUCCUGACAGUGAAUGGACAACUAUUUCUGAAGACGCAAAGGACCUCAUUAGGGGUUUGCUCGUUAAAAACGCGCAUCAGAGACUUAGUGCGGAGUGUGUUCUCAAACAUUCUUGGAUUACACCUGGACCCUGUUCCAUCGAGGGUGGAAACAGACCAUUGAUUACUCCGCAUAUAAUAAGAAGGAAUAAUUCUGCUCGUGAACUGUCAGCCUUUGCGGAAUCAGCGAUGGCAGUGAAUCGUGUCGUCUUUCAACAUUUCUCUGUGAAUUUGGAGGAACUUUUAGAGAACAGAGAACCACGAUUAUCAACAUCAUCAACUGACGACGAUAAUCAUCCCUACGGUCACAUGUCUGAUUCAAGCAGUGAAUUAUCAGAGCACAGCAAAAAUGGCGCGACACAUUCAUCAUGUGAGUUUGAAUCAAAUUCGCGCCACAGAUCAUCAUCGGUGCGUUCUAGUAUCGAUCUUAGUGAUUCGAAGAUCAUCGGUAAAAAUCGAUUGAUCGAGAAGGAUCCAUUAAAAAAUUUGUUCGGUUUAUCACCACCUAGUGAGAGUCUCCUGAUGCAGAGACGUUUAAAAGCUCGUUCAACUUUACUUGAACGUCAAAAUACGCCGAUUGUUGCAUCACCAAGUGGCUAAAAGAAAAAAAGAAAAGAAAAACGAAUAUAUUUUCUGAAAAAUAUUUUCUUUCUCGCUGCAGUAAUUCGUCUUUAUAAAGAAAAAUAAUUCCACUUUUAAAAAUGCCACCGACAAAAAACCGUUUUUUGUGAAAUAUAGAAAACAAAAAAAAAUCGGACAUGAAUUUUUAUUGUUUUGUGUCCGAUUUUUAUAUUGACUGCAACGAAAACGACGUUACCGACGAUAUUUACUGGAUUCAGUAAUGUCGAUCACUAUCAAAUAGUUACUAUAUUCAGUUUCAUUUAGACAGUUAUGUUUACUCUUUACCGUUAAAAAAAAAUAGAUUUUUGUCUUUAUUCGGGUUGAUUUCUUUUUUUCAAACAGUGUUACAUCUUUUUAAACGUUUCUUUUUUAAGACAUACGUGAUGAUGUCUCUGCUCUUUCCCCCUCCACCUGACUGGUAGUUAUAAUACUAAUAAUUAAUAUUAAUCAUUCAUAAUAAUAGAAAGUACAUAGAUUAUACAGUCUCUCAAUUUUUUUUUUAAUUUUAAUAAGUUUGUGAAUUGGAAAAUGCAGAGAUGAUUCACGUAAAAAAAUUCUGUUUAUUCAGACACGCACAGUUAUUAAAAAAAGGAAUGAAAGUAAACGUAUUUUUGAUUAUUAUUAUUAUUACUAUUAUUAUUAAACGUUAACGUUGACAGUGAAGUUUGAACUAACUUACUUUUUUUUUUGACAACUUGAACCAAGAUAUAACAUACAUGUAUAGUACACGUAACUCGGUUUUUGUUUUUUUUGGGAAGGAGCUUCUUUCCUUCUUGUGGUAAUAUUGUGCGUAGUGUUUACACACGAAUUGGUAAAGUUGCCGAAAAUUUUGAGAAAAUUAAAAAUAUUUGAGAAAAAAAAAACGAGCACGAUGAUACAAUUGCGCUUAUGAGUGCAAACAUCGGAACUCGAUUUAAAUUGUAUAACGUUCGUCCCCGAAGGUUUUUUAAAAAGACAGAAAACAAAUUGUGAUAGAAUAUUUUGCAUCCCCUUGUGUGCGGUGCGCAUAGUUUGCUCAGUAAGUGUUUAAGAACUUUGUAAUAACAAUCGCUUGGAGAAGCAAAAAAAAAGAGAAAAAUAUUUUUUAAAAAUAACAGGGGGAUUGAAAGUCGGUGGGGACGAACGAAAAAAAAAUCAUUUAUAGUUGUUUCAACAACUCUUUUUAAAAAGUAUAGUGAAAAAAAACAUUCGCAUCGUGUGAAAUCCUUUAAUUAUAUUAAACAUUAAAUUUGUACCUGUAUCGAAAGCGAGGAGAGAAACAACAUUAGAUUAGAUUUAUAUACAUAUUUAGUCGGGAGGAACAAAAAGCAAAGUAAAUAAUUCGCAGACUUGAAAAAAAAAUCAAAUUAAAAUUUCUCAUAUAUGAUUUAUUGUUAAUCUUUAUUUUUGAACUAUUUACAUUUUUCCCAUAGCAAUUUUUUCUGAAUUUCUGCAAAAAAAUACUUUGUUUAUGUUCCUUGAUGAAAUGCGAAAAUAAAAAAAAAAAUUUUGAUCGAAAUAUAAAAAAAGAUUGGCGCGUGAUUUUUCAUCGAAACUUUCACGUUUUUACACUUCCUUGGUAAGAGCCCAAUUUUUCUUCUAUUUCCUUUUUGAAAGAUAGCAUAUUAGCAUUGCUGUCUCUUCCGUUGUAAGUUUUUCUUUUUUUUUAACUUGGGUCCGCUCUUACAAAAAAAAAAUAUUUGUUGCGGCCUUGGGAGUUGUUUCACUCAGGGCAGAAAGAAUAAGCUGCGCCAAUUUCUAAUCUGCUUUUGUCCUGUUUAAAGAGUCAAAAGAGAAAAGAAAAAAAAGCAAACAGGAAACAAAUAUACAUCUUUUUACGUGAGAUUUUCUCGUGUUUAUAUAAAAAUUCUUUGAGAUUUUCUUCCCUUGAAGAAGAAUAAACGCGAGGAAUCUUAACGAAUUUGUAGGCGUUAGGCGUGUCCAAAACGUAGCUUUGGAGUCAGUCGUUGAAUUGAGAUUAGGCUUUUCUCAUUGAUAUAUACAUUCGAACGUAGUGGAAUGUUAGUAACGCAUUUUAUGAAUUAGAAUUACACUCGAAUUGUGUCUAGACAUUGGCGUUUUUUUUUCUCAAGUUUUAAUUAAAAAAAAAUGUUUUUACAGUGAAAAAGAAAAAUAGAAAAGAUUUUAAAAAAAAGAAACGCUCAUAUCCAGACACUAAUUCAGAGAAGAUAAGUGCAUUUUUUUUGACAAUUCAACGACUAACUUUGGUUACGCUUGUAAACUUCGUGUAUAUAAAGAAAAAAAAUCCUUACGACAUAUUAUAUUAAGCGAGAAAAGCAAUGUCUAAAGUUGAAAGAAUGAGAAGUUACAAAAAAAAACAAAGCCAUAUUUAGCGCUCCUCGAAAUUUUAAAAAUCCGUUUAUAACGAUCGUUUUUCAGCGAAAAAUCGAUAUUUAAAUAUACACUCUCGAAUGAAAAUCGUUAUUUUCCUCCAUUCGCAGGUUCGAAAAUACAAAAAAAAAAUUUACGAUAAUAUUAUCGAGAGUGUACUCAACUUUCAAUAAAACGAUCGUUUAUUAUUUUUUUUUUUUUUAAAUGAUGAAUGUGAGAUUAUGAACGAAGUGUUUGCGAUUAUAUAUAUUAUAUGAAAAUGAAAAGAAGGCAAAGAGUAUAAAAAAAAUGGCCAUAAAUAUCACCUUGUUAGCGGGUUUAUCCGCGAGUGAUUGGUGCGAGAGUUAUAAAAGAAUGAUUGUGAAUCGCGUGUAAGAUGAUAGAAGAGUACUAAAAAAAUAAUUAUUAGCUUCUAAGAAAAAGAAGAAAAAAAAAGUCCUUUUUAUAGAUUAAGCUACCGCUCGUUGAAUUAUAAAAGAAAUCAAUAACAAGAAUUCGACCAUGAAAAAUUAUUUAAUAGUUUAAAAAAAAUAUCUUUUCAUUCUCGCAUCUGAAAAUAAGUAUUUUGUUACAUAUUUUUUAGUUAUAAAAUCAUGAAUGAACAAUAUAAACUAUUUAUUUUCUCCAGUAUAUAAUUAUCAUCAUGGUCGAUUCUUUAAAUGUCAUUGUCAUCGAUAGUUUUUACAAUGAUUAAUAAGAAAAACAGUUUUUGACUAUAGACAGAGCGGUAAAUUAUACACGUACACAUAUAACAUUCUUUCUCUCUUUAUUUUGUGCAUUACUUUUUCAGAGUGUGUAUGAGAGUAUAUUGCGUGUUUGCGAAAGGGAUUCAGAAAUAUAAAAAGAGAAAAAACAAAAAAAAAAAAGCGAAUGAAUUAUUUGCGUCUGUAAAAGUUAUACACUAAGAGAGAAGAGUGAGAUUUUCGUUACUUUUUUAAAGAGCGAGAGAGGAGAAGAGAAUUGAGAAAAGUGAAGGUGAUAAAGACGAAAAAAAUGACAAAAAAAGAAAAAAAAAUUAAUAAAAAAAAGUCAUACGAAUCAUCUUUUAA
This is a messenger RNA of Leptopilina boulardi, 4877 nucleotides long. RefSeq names its product MAP kinase-interacting serine/threonine-protein kinase 1-like. Lineage: Eukaryota; Metazoa; Arthropoda; Insecta; Hymenoptera; Figitidae. Gene Ontology annotation, cellular component: nucleus; cytoplasm. Gene Ontology annotation, biological process: intracellular signal transduction; protein autophosphorylation; peptidyl-serine phosphorylation. The record is from RefSeq and is a predicted model, not a curated record. The annotation marks the transcript as partial. Gene Ontology annotation, molecular function: calcium/calmodulin-dependent protein kinase activity; calmodulin binding; calcium-dependent protein serine/threonine kinase activity. The transcript is spliced from 3 exons.